Messenger RNA from Rhizophagus irregularis DAOM 181602=DAOM 197198, 1627 nucleotides. NCBI's taxonomy places the organism in Eukaryota, Fungi, Glomeromycota, Glomeromycetes, Glomerales, Glomeraceae. The record is from RefSeq and is a predicted model, not a curated record.
AUAUUAAAUCUAUUCGAAUUCCGUAAUUUUAAAAAAAAAUUUUUACAUUUCACUUUAUUAUAUGGUUAACGUUAUCUUUGAAUUUACUAAUAAAGUUUUUAAGUUAACCAGUUAAAAAAAAAUAUUAUCUUUGAAUUUACUAAGUAAAUUGUAAUCUACAUAUAUACAAUCCAAAUUAAUUUAGCAUUGGAAUUAUCAAAAAUGGAUCCUAAAGAAAAUAAAAGAAAUUUAUGGAAGGAUGUUGAUAUUGAUAAAUAUCAGGGACAUGUUACAAUUUCUACCAUUGGUUCAACUACUGAAUCAGCAGAAGAGAUAGAUGAUAAAAUAGUUUAUAUGGAAGAUUUAGAAAAAAGAAAACAAGUAUAUGGAAUAUGUGGAGAAUGUAAUGAACCUGGCACAGGAAAAGAAUGGUGUCAACCUUGUAAUGCUAAAAGAUUUAAGGAUAACUUUAAAAAUUGGACUAGUGGAAAUAAAGAUAUUGAUGAAUUUAUACAACAAUCACAAAUUAAUGCUGUGCACCAUAGAAAUUAUCUUGAAUGGAUACCUUUUGAAAAUUUUAAAUAUAUUACCUAUAUUACCAGAGGUGGAUUUGGUAAAAUCUACUCAGCUGAAUGGCCUGAAGGAUAUACUUAUUCUUGGGAUAUUGAAAAUCAAACAUGGAGUAGGUAUGGCAAAAAAGUUGCAUUAAAAAGUUUGUAUGAUUCAUCUUGUAUAGGUACAGAAUUUUUAAAUGAGAUUAAAACUCAUCUUCAGAUUUAUCUUCUUGAUGUUAUUCAAUGUUAUGGAAUAACUCAAGAUCCAAAUACCAAAGAUUAUAUGAUGGUUUUAGAAUAUUGUGAAGAUGGAAAUUUGAGAAAUUAUUAUAUGAAUCAUGAAUCAGAUUAUUAUUCAAAAAUUGAUAAUUUAAGUCAAAUUGCAAGAGGACUUCUAGAUAUUCAUAAUACUGGAAAAAUUCAUAAAGAUUUUCAUUCAGGCAAUAUAUUAUAUAAAGUUGAUCCAUUUAUAAGUGAUUUAGGAAUGUGCCAACCAGCAAAUAAUGAAAAGCAAUCAGUCAAACAAGAAGGAAUUUAUGGAGUAUUACCUUAUAUGGCACCAGAAGUUUUACGUGGAUAUCAAUAUACAAAAGCAUCUGAUAUUUAUUCAUUUGGAAUAAUGAUGAAUGAAUAUAUAUCUGAAGAAACUCCUUAUAAUAAUAUUCCUCAUAAUCAUGCUUUAGCUAUUAAAAUAUGUAAAGGACUUAGACCAAAUAUUUUUAAAUAUACACCAAAAUUACUUGCAGAUUUGAUUACAAAUUGUUGGGAUGCUAAAGCAGAAAAUAGACCAACUGCUAAAGAAUUGUAUCAAACAUUAAAUAAAUGGUAUAAAUGUAAGAAUGAAGAUAGUGAUACUGAAUCUCAAGUAAAUGAAGAUAGUGAUACUGGAUCUCAAAUAUAUGAAUAUAAUGAUAAGAUUAAAUUAAACAGAACAAGUGAAAAAAGAUCUAAUAACAUUCAAACACAUCCACAAGCAAUCUAUACUAGUAGACUUUUAAAUUUCAAAAAUCUUCCAGAACCAGUAAAUUCAGGUAAUUUAAUUUAACUUUACUUUGGUUGCCAAAAAAAUGUUUACAUUACUAAUAACUUUAUUU